AGGCCCUGCAACGCCAGAGCUUGUGCGCAAUCACCAUCGCCAUCUCCUUCUUCUUCUUCCCUCUCUCUCCCUCUCUGAACACCUUCGCCGCUGCUGUCGCCCUCCCGCAUUGAUUUGGGAAGCUGUGGUCGAUUACGACAAGGAUUGGGGAAGCUGUUGUCCUAGGAGGAUAGUGCUCGUUUGUGUAAUUGAAGGAGUGACACGCCUGGCUGGCACUGAAUGGCGGCUCUGUAUUACUGAGCUUUGUGUCUUCGAAUGUCGCUAACACUCGGAUCUGUCGUGCGCAACGCAUCCCGCAUUCUCGGCAGUAGGGUCUCUGCGAGCUCAUACACAUUCCUCUGCCGACGCGGCUCCACUAUCGUAACUCGCGCUGCGUCGGAGGGGAAUCAGGUCGACAAUAUGGCUACUCCUCAAGAAAUGAGCAGCAACAAGGUGUUUGGUGGUUUCAAUCGCCGUUACAAGCAUGAAAGUAGCUCCGUCGGAUGUCCUAUGACGUUCACCAUCUUCUUCCCACCUGCGGCAGAUUCGAGCAAAGUACCGGUUUUGUACUGGCUAUCAGGGUUGACGUGCAACGACGAAAACUUCAUCCAAAAAUCUGGUGCACAACGAGCAGCAGCUGCUCACGGCCUCGCGCUAGUUGCUAUGGAUACCUCCCCACGAGGGCUGAAUGUGGAAGGGGAGUCGGAUAGCUGGGAUUUCGGCACAGGAGCCAGUUUCUACCUAAAUGCCACUCAGGAGAAGUGGAAAAACUGGCGCAUGUACGACUAUGUCACAAAGGAGCUCCCCUCUCUUCUGAGCUCUCACUUCCCCCAGCUGGACACUUCUAAUGCCUCCCUUUUCGGUCACUCCAUGGGCGGCCAUGGCGCCCUCACCCUCUUUUUGAAGAAUCCUAGCAAAUACAAGUCUGUGUCGGCAUUUGCUCCUAUCUGCAACCCAACUGCGUGUCCUUGGGGAGUGAAAGCUUUCAAUGGAUACUUGGGAGCGGAGAAGUCAGCAUGGGAGGAAUAUGACGCUACUUUGCUCGUAACGAAAUACAACGGCCCUAAAACAACCAUCCUUAUUGACCAGGGUGACGCAGAUAAGUUCUACAAAGAGAAUCAGCUCCUGCCAGAGAAUUUCGAACAAGCUUGCAAGAGUGCGGGGAUGCCCAUCGACAUGCGCAUACAACCAGGCUACGACCACUCGUAUUUCUUUAUUGCAUCUUUUGUUGAAGACCACAUCCAACAUCAUGCUAAAGCGCUUUCCGUGUAGUAGCCAGACCUUGAGUCAUGUGCAUCGGUAGCUCUGAACCGAUUUGUGUAGUAUCUUUCUGAAAAGUGCACCUUCCUGUACGGAUGUAUAUGGUAGCUUAGCCUCUGGAGGUUGAGGUUCUGCAAGAACAGUUGCUUGAUAAUGACGAGAGUCGCAUUUCGAGCCGUCCUUCACUUGGUUGAAAGUUUCA
Physcomitrium patens is the source of this 1441-nucleotide messenger RNA. Its product is annotated as S-formylglutathione hydrolase. The record is from RefSeq and is a predicted model, not a curated record. Gene Ontology annotation, cellular component: cytosol. NCBI's taxonomy places the organism in Eukaryota, Viridiplantae, Streptophyta, Bryopsida, Funariales, Funariaceae. Gene Ontology annotation, biological process: formaldehyde catabolic process. Gene Ontology annotation, molecular function: S-formylglutathione hydrolase activity.